AUGCUUUCCCGGUCACUGCUGCGCUCCAGAGCUGUGGGAGCUUUCCCCCUCUCCGCCAGGAAUCAUGGCCGCUUCCUGUCUACCACCGCCAUCCGCUCCGAUGACAAGCUUAACAAGAUCUCCUCCAACAUCACCCAGCCCAAGGCCCAGGGUGCUUCCCAGGCUAUGCUCUACGCCACCGGCCUCUCUGAAGCUGACAUGAACAAGGCUCAGGUUGGUAUCUCGUCCGUCUGGUACGAGGGAAACCCUUGCAACAUGCACCUUAUGGACCUCUCUGCCCACGUCAAGGAGUCUGUCGCCAAGGCCGGUCUUAUUCCCUACCGAUUCAACACCAUCGGUGUCUCUGAUGGUAUCUCCAUGGGUACCACCGGUAUGCGAUACUCCCUCCAGAGCCGAGAGAUUAUUGCCGAUAGUGUUGAGACUGUCAUGAAUGGUCAAUGGUACGACGCCAACGUCAGCUUGCCCGGUUGCGACAAGAACAUGCCCGGUGUUGCCAUUGCUAUGGGUCGUGUCAACCGUCCCAGCAUCAUGGUUUACGGUGGUACCAUUAAGCCCGGUUGCACCAAGCAGGGCGAGUCUAUCGAUAUCGUCUCUGCCUUCCAGGCCUACGGUCAAUACAUCACCGGCGAGAUCACCGAGGAGCAGCGAUUCGACAUUAUCCGAAAUGCCUGCCCUGGUGGUGGUGCUUGUGGUGGCAUGUACACUGCCAACACCAUGGCUACUGCCAUUGAGACUCUGGGACUUACCCUUCCUGGUAGCAGCAGCAGCCCUGCUGAGGACCCCAGCAAGAUCGCCGAGUGUGAGGCUGUUGGACCUGCUAUCCGCAACAUUCUCAAGGAGGAUAUCCGACCUCGUGACAUCAUGACUCGCCAAGCCUUUGAGAAUGCCAUGAUCGUCACGACCAUCCUUGGUGGCAGCACCAACGCUGUUCUGCAUCUUAUCGCUAUUGCCGACUCUGUCGGCAUCAAGCUCGAUAUCGAGGACUUCCAAAAGGUUUCCGACCGCACUCCCUUCCUUGCCGACCUAAAGCCAUCCGGAAAGUGGGUCAUGGCCGAUAUGCACAAGAUUGGUGGUACCCCUGCUCUUCUCAAGUUCCUCUUGAAGGAGGGCAUCAUUGACGGCUCAGGUAUUACCGUCACUGGUAAGACCAUGAAGCAGAACGUCGAGGAGAUGCCUGGAUUCCCUGAGGAUCAAACCAUCAUUCGCCCCCUUAGCAACCCCAUCAAGCCUACCGGUCACAUCCAGAUCCUCCGUGGAUCUCUGGCUCCUGGAGGAUGUGUUGGUAAGAUCACUGGUAAGGAGGGUCUCCGAUUCGAGGGUAAGGCCCGUGUCUACGACUCCGAGCCUGCUUUCAUCUCUAGCCUUGAGGCUGGUGAGAUCAAGAAGGGUGAAAAGACUGUCGUUAUUAUCCGAUAUGAUGGACCCAAGGGUGGCCCCGGUAUGCCUGAGAUGCUGAAGCCUUCUUCUGCCAUUAUGGGCGCUGGCCUUGGACAGGAUGUCGCCCUUCUCACUGACGGUCGCUUCUCUGGUGGUUCUCACGGUUUCAUUAUUGGUCACAUUGUCCCUGAGGCUAUGGAGGGUGGCCCUAUCGCCCUUGUCGAGGAUGGUGACACCAUCGUUAUCGACGCCGAGUCUCGUGCUAUCGACCUCGUUGUUCCCGAGGCCGAGGUUGAUCGCCGUCGCAAGGCCUGGAAGGCUCCCGCUCCCCGAUACACCAAGGGCACACUCAGCAAGUACGCUCGACUGGUGACGAAUGCCAGUGAGGGCUGUGUCACCGACAGCGGUCUCAAGAACUAA
This is a messenger RNA of Fusarium pseudograminearum CS3096, 1797 nucleotides long. RefSeq lists its product as uncharacterized. Lineage: Eukaryota; Fungi; Ascomycota; Sordariomycetes; Hypocreales; Nectriaceae. The record is from RefSeq and is a predicted model, not a curated record. Gene Ontology annotation, cellular component: mitochondrion. Gene Ontology annotation, molecular function: dihydroxy-acid dehydratase activity. Gene Ontology annotation, biological process: branched-chain amino acid biosynthetic process. The transcript has 2 exons. Bases 1 to 1797 code for a protein of 598 amino acids.